Messenger RNA from Dioscorea cayenensis subsp. rotundata (Guinea yam), 2283 nucleotides. RefSeq lists its product as uncharacterized. Lineage: Eukaryota; Viridiplantae; Streptophyta; Magnoliopsida; Dioscoreales; Dioscoreaceae. Gene Ontology annotation, molecular function: protein binding. The transcript is spliced from 3 exons. Bases 37 to 1788 code for a protein of 583 amino acids. The record is from RefSeq and is a predicted model, not a curated record.
GGUUCGUCUCGAGUUUCGUCUGAAAGUUGUGUAAGAAUGCAUGAUAUUGUUAGAGAUGUGGCGAUCUCAAUCAGUGCGAAAGAUCAUACGCUCUAUGUUAGAGCUGGGCAACGCUUCACAGAUUGGCCAAGAACUAAUGAAAGUGUGAUGCGAAAUUGCCAACGGCUUUCACUGACGAACAAUGAUAUUGAAGAUCUCCCUCAUGAUCCAAUGGAGUAUCCUAAACUUGAGAUGUUGAUCCUGACAGGCAAUAUAAGGUUAUCAAGCGUCCCAGAAAUGUUCUUCCUACACAUGGGAUAUUUGAUGGUUCUUGACUUGAGUUCUACUGCCAUUGAAUCGCUACCAAAAUCACUCUCUUGUCUCAUUAAUCUCAAAGUAUUGAACCUGAGAUAUUGUCAUCUUCUAAAAGAUAUAUCUUACAUUAAUGGGUUGAAGAUGCUUGAAAUGCUUAUGCUGGAAGGUUCUUCGGUGUCCAUUGCUCCAAAAGGUGCAGGAUGGGCACAAAAUCUGAGAUUUGUUAAUUUGAGUACUGCAACUGGUAUAUCACCUUCCCUUGAUGAUUACUUCUCCAAGGAAUUGCCAAAAUUUCGUAGGCUAGAACAAUUGUUCAUGAACAAGUUUGAAGGUAGCUUUCGAGAGUUGAUGAGCUUGAGGCAUCUAACUCACCUAUUCAUCGCAGAAGCGGUGGACUUAGAUGAUCCCUUAUCACAUGAACUAGUCCCACCAGGUGCUUGGCCUGAUCGAGAUCUAAAAUUCAGCCUAUCUUUUGUCAAAGGCAAGCCAUGGUAUUGGUCUCUUCCCAGGGAUAGCAAUAGAAGAUGUUUGGAACUGAUGGGAACCAGGCCUUUGGCUGUUUGGGCCAAGAGAUUACUCGAAAAAACAAUAGAGUUGGUAUUAGUAGAAUCCCAAGAAACUGAACUGAUUUCGAUCGACAGCAAUAUCCCAUGGCUGGCGCUCUCAAUAAGUUUGGAGCAUCUUGAAGUAAUCAACUUUCCAAAUUUGACCAAUUUAAUUCCAUCAAGGUUUUGGCAGAGGAUGCAGAAACUAGCGCAUCUAAGCGUUAAGGACUGCCCUAUGAUGCUGGAACUGUUUCCAUGCGAUCAUGAAGCCCAUGACAAAACUGAAUAUGAUGGCCUACAACCAUUGCAAUGCCCUCCAAACUUGAAACACUUGGAUAUCGAUAAUUGUGGUGUGAGAUAUGUGCUUUCAUUUGAGAUGGAGACAAUGGCAAUAUUGGCAGAUCCUUUUCCAAAACUAGAGAAGCUUCGACUUAAAAACUGCCUAGAGAUGAGUGAGUUGAUCUCUCCUUGUACGUCUUUGCAAGCCCCGUGUUUCUUUCAAGGACUAAGAGAACUCAAUAUUGUGUCAUGUUCAAGACUUACACAUCUUUUCUCCUACAAGCAAGCAAAAAGCAUGGUUCAGUUGGAAAAACUUUUUAUUACAAAUUGUGCUGCAUUGGAGGCUGUGGUGUUUUCUAUGGAAAAUAAGGAGGAAGCAUCUGCAAGCACAGGCACACAUGUUGUUGAUCAAGAAUCUUACAAAAAUAGUCCUUUCCCUAAUUUGGGGAUGCUCGACCUAAUUGAUUUGCCUCAACUCACUGCCUUCCAUCAACCCGCAGCACUGCCUGUGGAGUGGUUAUGUCUUUGGGCUUACACAAUAGACAGAUGCCCUAAACUACAGGAGCCGUUGGAAGAACAAAUUCAAUCGCUAUGGGCGAGGGAGGAGGAGAAGUCAGGUGAUGCGAAAGGAGAGGAAGAAGAGGCAGGAGAUUCGGAACCUGAUCGGUAGCUAGAAGAAUGAAGGCAUCUUAUAGCUAUGAAUGGUGGAAUGCAACAACUGGAAAAACUACAUGUAGAAGACUGCGUUGCAUUGGAGAGAAUUGUGCUUUCCUAAAAAGCAGCAGAUGAAUACUUGUUUCCUGUAUUGAAGAAGCUUCUGUUAAUAAGCAAUGCCUGAACUCACUGCAUUUGUGACACAAACAGUGGCGUGGGAGCAUGUGACCAUGUCUGGAAUAUCUUGUCUGAACGCAAUCUUGAUUGCAGAGGCAAUCCAUGAGUGACUUUCAGAUUCUGGUUGUGUUUGUUGGUGGUUCGGUUUGUUUAAGUAUUGUUUCAAAUUUCUGCUGGUGUUUGGCUACUGAUGAGUAAUUUGUUUUGUUUGUUUGUGCUAUCAGCUAUGCUGUUUCAGAGAGAGAGAAAAAAAAGCUGCUUUUUUUUGCUUCCAUUUGUUUGGGGAUUUGGACUAAACUCUACUGUAAUGUAUUGUUUGGACUUUUGUAAUUGU